Penicillium egyptiacum is the source of this 402-nucleotide messenger RNA. Lineage: Eukaryota; Fungi; Ascomycota; Eurotiomycetes; Eurotiales; Aspergillaceae. The record is from the annotation of a GenBank genome assembly.
AUGUCCCCCCAACAGCAGUCUCUCAGUGAGUGGGUGACACAGCUCAACGAUACUUUGUUCAUCCAACCAGACGACGAAAUAGCCCUCAAAGCGGUCGAUGGACAGGUUGACCCAAGCUUAGUAGUCAGGAUCAACCACAACGUCUACAGUUAUGACCAAUUCAAACAAGGCCUCCAAUAUGCCCGUCUUUCUAGUACAUCGAUUCAAGACGAGUUUUCUGUUAUACUCCAAUGGGAGAACUCGGAGAAGCCAGACGGCGUGGUGGCGGUUCUUAGUAAAUGGACGUCCAAGGACAAGACAUCGGGCAAGGAAACCAAUAAGACCAAUGUCAUUCUGUGGGAGGUCAAGUUGAUCGAUGGCCAGAGGAAGCUUACGGGACAGUCUGAGGUGGAGUCUCUGUGA